GCUCACUUACACAGUGGUCAUACUAUUUUAGGAAGUCAGGACAAAAUGUGAAUAAAUGUUAGAAAAUGACUAAGUUAAAGAAUCUGCUGAGUUUUGCGACCCAGUCCCGAGUCAUAUCACACUCUAAUCCCAGGGAGCAGAUCCUCAACUGCCUGACCUAUGGCCUCUUGAUUAUUGUGGCCCUCUGCGCGGGCGUUCUGUUGUGGGAUCUCUCAAACAGUCCCCGAGAUGGAUUUUUUCACGGAAAAAGGGACUCGCACACUCUGAUAUUGGACUUAGAGCACAUCCAAGAGAUUGCUGUAAAUCCAGAGGCUGAGCAGCGUGCCCGAAAUAUCAACUGCACCUUCUGGGACUGCCUUAACAUUUAUAAAUGCGAGCAUGACCGCUUAAAGGUCUACAUUUAUCCGCUGCAGGAGUUUGUGGACGAGCGAAGCGACAAGUUAGCCACCACAUUGUCCAGCGAGUACUUUCAAAUCCUGGAAGCGGUGUUGAAGAGCCGCUAUUACACUUCGAAUCCGAACGAGGCGUGCCUCUUCCUACCCAGCUUAGAUCUUCUAAACCAGAAUGUCUUUGACAAACACUUGGCUGGCGCUGCUCUGGCUUCCCUGGAUUUCUGGGAUCGCGGCGCCAACCACAUCAUCGUCAAUAUGCUGCCUGGAGGAGCUCCUUCAUACAACACCGUGCUGGAUGUGAAUACGGACAAUGCCAUUAUCUUUGGUGGUGGUUUCGAUUCUUGGUCGUAUCGGCAAGGCUUUGAUGUAUCCAUUCCUGUCUGGAGUCCACGAUUGGUGUCGCAACAUGCCCAUGCCACGGCCCAAAGGAAAUUCCUUUUGGUCGCUGCCCAACUUAAUUUACUUCCUCGCUCUGUGAGAACUCUGCGAGAAUUGUCCUCAUCGCACAGCGAGCAACUCCUUCUCGUGGGAGCCUGCGAGAAUUUGGAUCUCAACAUACGUUGUCCUCUGUCGCAGCGCCAUAAAUCCCUGGAGUAUCCGCGCAUGCUGUCGCGCGGAAAGUUCUGCCUCCUUGGCCGCAGCUUGCGCAUGGGUCAGCCCGAUCUGCUGGAGAUUAUGUCGCAGCACUGCAUUCCUGUGAUUGCCGUGGACAACUAUGUACUACCCUUCGAAGAUGUGAUCGAUUGGUCGCUGGCCUCCGUUCGAGUACGCGAAAGCGAACUGCAUUCCGUGAUGCAAAAGCUAAAAGCUAUAUCAAGUGUUAAAAUAGUUGAGAUGCAGAAGCAAGUGCAGUGGUUGUAUUCCAAGUACUUUAAGGACUUGAAAACUGUAACUCUGACGGCUCUGGAAGUGCUGGAAAGUCGCAUCUUUCCGCUAAGGGCCCGCAGCAGUCGUCAGUGGAAUGCCAUCGACACCAACGCUCGCUCCACCUUUAACCCUCUUUUCCUGCCCUCGCUGGCGCCAAAGUCUCAAGGAUUCACUGCCGUAAUACUCACCUAUGAUCGGGUAGAAAGUCUCUUUCUGCUGAUUCAGAAGUUGGCGGUGGUGCCCUCAUUACAAAGCAUUUUGGUCAUUUGGAACAACCAGAAGAAGUCUCCGCCGCACUUGUCCACCUUUCCAUCUAUAUCGAAGCCUCUGAAGAUUCGGCAAACCAAGGAGAACAAGCUAUCGAACCGUUUCUAUCCAUAUCCGGAAAUCGAAACUGAAGCGAUUUUAACUAUAGACGAUGACAUUAUUAUGCUGACAACAGACGAAUUGGACUUUGGCUACGAAGUUUGGCGAGAGUUUCCGGAUCACAUUGUGGGCUUUCCCAGUCGUAUUCAUGUUUGGGAUAAUGUCACUAUGCGCUGGCACUACGAAUCGGAGUGGACGAACCAGAUAUCCAUGGUGCUCACAGGAGCCGCCUUCCAUCACAAGUACUGGAGCCACAUGUACACACAUGCAAUGCCGGGGGAUAUUAAGGAUUGGGUGGACGAGCACAUGAAUUGCGAGGAUAUUGCUAUGAAUUUCCUGGUGGCCAAUAUAACCAACAACCCACCUAUUAAGGUCACUCCUCGCAAGAAGUUCAAGUGUCCAGAGUGCACCAAUACGGAGAUGCUUUCCGCCGAUCUGAAUCAUAUGCGCGAGCGGUCGGCCUGCAUCGAUCGCUUCUCUAAGAUCUACGGCCGAAUGCCACUGCGCACUGUGGAGUUCAGAGCGGACCCCGUGCUGUUCCGCGACAAUUUCCCGGACAAGUUGAAACGCUACAACGAUAUCGGUAGCUUGUAAGAGUUAUCAACUCUAAAAUGAACAUUCCAGUGGAAUUUAUGGAGGUAUACCAAAGACUUGAAGGAAUGGCGCUCAACUUCCGCAAUGAGGAUCUAGCUGGCAGUCGACUAUAUUAUAUGUCCAUCUUGUCGGUGAAUGGAUAAAAGCCAUCAUCAUAUGUGGAUAUAAAAAAACGAUACUAGGGGCUGUUCCGGUUUAAAUUUUGAAGCAAUAUGUUUUACUUCUAAUUGGAAUUCGAGUGUUUAAUUGUUACGCGAAUAGUUAGAAAAUAAUUUAGUGAAAUUAACAACUGGACUAAUGGAUUUUUUAUGUAGAAAAUUAUUUAUUAACAAAAAUACUUUUAAUUUUAAGUUGUAACGUCGGCAGCAACGAGUAGACUUAAUUUUCAUUUAAAAUAGAACAUACUUUAUCCAAACUGGAACUGGCCUGUAAAUACAUAUUAGAAAAUGAUCUUAUCGUA
This is a messenger RNA of Drosophila ficusphila, 2679 nucleotides long. It is a transcript of the gene sotv, whose product is annotated as exostosin-2. The transcript has 3 exons. The record is from RefSeq and is a predicted model, not a curated record. NCBI's taxonomy places the organism in Eukaryota, Metazoa, Arthropoda, Insecta, Diptera, Drosophilidae. Gene Ontology annotation, molecular function: glycosyltransferase activity. Gene Ontology annotation, cellular component: membrane. The coding region runs from base 66 to 2219 and encodes 717 amino acids.